Messenger RNA from Lodderomyces orthopsilosis Co 90-125, 1419 nucleotides. RefSeq names its product pseudouridine synthase. Gene Ontology annotation, biological process: rRNA pseudouridine synthesis; snRNA pseudouridine synthesis; box H/ACA sno(s)RNA 3'-end processing. The record is from RefSeq and is a predicted model, not a curated record. Lineage: Eukaryota; Fungi; Ascomycota; Pichiomycetes; Serinales; Debaryomycetaceae. Gene Ontology annotation, cellular component: box H/ACA snoRNP complex. Gene Ontology annotation, molecular function: pseudouridine synthase activity; RNA binding. The coding region runs from base 1 to 1419 and encodes 472 amino acids. The transcript has a single exon.
AUGUCGAAAGAAGAUUUCCAGAUUAAGCCAGAGAGCGUGACUCCAACUAAUAACACCUCUGAAUGGCCGCUUUUGUUGAAAAACUACGACAAAUUACUCGUUAGAUCCGGCCACUAUACCCCCAUCCCAGCUGGUUCAUCACCAAACAGUAGGGACCUUAAAUCAUAUGUUUCAUCAGGUGUCAUCAACUUGGACAAACCAUCCAACCCAUCAUCACAUGAAGUUGUUGCUUGGAUUAAAAGGAUAUUGAGAGUUGAAAAAACUGGUCAUUCAGGUACUCUUGAUCCUAAAGUUACUGGAUGUUUGAUUGUUUGUAUUGAUCGUGCUACUAGAUUGGUCAAAUCUCAACAAGGUGCAGGUAAAGAGUACGUGUGUAUUGUUAGAUUACAUGAUCAGUUGCAAGACCCAAAGGAGUUGAAUAGAGCAUUGGAAAACUUGACUGGUGCUUUGUUUCAAAGACCACCAUUGAUUUCUGCUGUUAAGAGACAAUUGAGAGUUAGAACUGUUUAUGAUUCCAAAUUGAUUGAAUUUGAUAACAAGAGAGGAUUGGGUGUAUUUUGGGCUUCUUGUGAAGCUGGUACUUAUAUGAGAACUUUGUGUGUUCAUUUGGGUAUGUUGUUGGGUGUUGGUGGUCAUAUGCAAGAAUUGCGUCGUGUACGUUCCGGUGCUAUGAGUGAACUGGACAAUUUGGUCACAUUGCAUGAUGUUUUGGAUGCUCAAUAUGUUUAUGACAAUACUAGAGAUGAAUCAUACUUGAGAAAAAUCAUUCAGCCAUUAGAAACUUUAUUAGUUGGGUACAAGAGAAUUGUCGUCAAGGACUCUGCAGUUAACUCGGUAUGUUAUGGUGCGAAAUUGAUGAUACCCGGUUUAUUGAGAUACGAAGAAGGGAUUGAAUUGUAUGAUGAAGUUGUUUUAAUCACCACUAAAGGUGAAGCAAUUGCCAUUGGUAUUGCUCAAAUGACCACUGUUGAUUUACAAGGAUGUGACCAUGGUGUUGUCGCUAAAGUCAAGAGAUGUAUUAUGGAAAGGGACACUUAUCCAAGAAGAUGGGGUUUGGGACCAGUUGCCCAAAAGAAGAAACAAUUGAAGGCUGAUGGUAAGUUGGAUAAAUAUGGAAGAGUAAAUGAAAACACACCAGAAACUUGGAAGAAAGAAUAUAAUGAUUUGGAUGAACAACCAGCGCCAGCUGUUCCAGAAUCAAAAUUGGUUGCUCCUGAACCUCAAUUACCUAAAAAGACCUUGAUUGAAGAAGUUGAAGUUAAGGUUGAAGAUUCUGAAAAAAAGGAAAAGAAGGACAAGAAGGACAAGAAGGAAAAGAAGGAAAAGAAGGAAAAGAAGGAAAAGAAAGAGAAAAAGAGGAAAGCUGAAGAUGGAGAUGAAGAAAAGAGCGAAAAGAAGAAGAAAUCUAAAAAGGAAUAG